AGGAGGCCCGUGGGUUGUUUUUAAUAGAGGUGUGCUGUGGAGUAUCUCUGUACUCCCUCUCUCUGUUCAGAGUGAGCUGUGCUCCACUGGUUUAUUUUGAGGUGGUCUUAUCACAGCUGUUGUAGCUGGUGGCAGCCUGUCCAAGCCCCUCGACACUCUUCCUUUUCUCCCUCUGGCCCUUGGUCCUGAUUCCAUUACAGAGCCAACCAUCUCCCUUUUGGAACUACCUCAGAAAAAUGGAGGCUUGUCAGGAGAAUAAACCCUCACCCACGGGUCCUGAAGCAUCGCCAGCCGAGGAUCACCACAUUGACCUGACAGAGGACCUGGGCCAACAGCUGGAGGACAUCAUUAGCACCUACCAGGCUGCCGAGAUUCCAGCUGAGCCAGAGGACACGGAGGAGGUCACAGCCGUCAAAGAGGCAGAGACCCGCAAGGACCAGAAAAUGGAGAAGAAGAUGCUGAAAAAUCUAGGGAAGGAAGCUAUGCUGUUGAUGCAAAGUCUGAACAAACUCGAUUCUCCGGAAGAGAAACUGCAGGCCGUCAUCAAGAAGCAUGCCGAGCUGCUAGAGGAGCAUCGCAGUGAUCAGAAGCAGAUGAAAGUUCUCCAGAAGAAGCUUCUCCAAGUGAUGAAGGAGAAGGACCAGCUGCAGAGCGAGCACAGCCGUGCAGUGCUGGCUCGCAGCAAACUGGAGGGGCUCUGCAGAGAGCUGCAAAGACAUAACAAGACUUUAAAGGAGGAGACCCUGCAGAGGUGCAGAGAGGAUGACCUAAAGAGGAAAGAGAUCACCACCCAUUUCCAGGGCACGCUCAGUGAGAUUCAGGCCCAAAUUGAGGAACACAGCAGCCGCAACACCAAACUGUGUCAGGAGAACAGCGCUCUUGCAGAAAAACUGAAGGGACUCAUUUCACAAUACGACCAGCGAGAGGCGAACCUGGAAAAGGUUUUCAAGCACAGAGACCUGAAAGAAAAGCUGCUGGAAACCAAACUCACACAGGCAAACAUGCUGCUGAAGGAGGCAGAGGAGAAGCAUAAGCUGGAAAAAGACCAUCUGCUGAAACAGGCAGCAGAAUAUAAACUGCAAGUGAAGGUCAUGAAGGAGCAAGAGAUCGGUAUGAAAACCCAGCUUGAUAUGUACUCCAAGAAGUUUGAUGAAUUCCAGGGCACGGUAUCAAAGAGUAACAGUGUCUACAGCAGCUUCAAACAGGACAUGGACAAAAUGGCCAAGAAAAUGAAAAAGCUGGAGAAAGACUGCCAGUCAUGGAAGACUCGCUUUGAUGGCUGCAAUAAGAAUCUUAUUGACAUGGUGGCAGAUAAAGCAAUUAAGGAAAAAGAGUUUGAGCUUCUCACCAUCAAAAACCAGAAGCUUGAGAAUCUGUGUAGGGCUUUGCAGGAAGAAAGGAAGAGUCUAUAUGCAAAGGUGCAUGGAGCUGGCAGUCAACCGGAGGACAAGUCUGCUGAUCCGUCAGAGAAGGGGGGCUCUGAGAAGACACCUGAAGACCCAAAUGAGAAUCAGCCCAUCCAGAAUACUGCAGCACCUGCCCCUACCGGGACACCGACGCUCACAAGUCCGCUCACUGCGGAACUGGCUAAACUGAAGGCUGAACAAGCCCUUCUGAAAGAGGUCGCCAGUUCUUUCACAAUCUCUCACAUUGCCCCUACAGAAACAGGCACAAGUCAAUCACAUGAACCCACUGAGGAGCCAGAGGAGAACCACAUAGAGCAGAGCGAACACCAAGAAGUCCACGAGGAUGGAUACCAACAAACGAGAGAUUUGGAAAUGGAGUCAGUUGAUUAAUGCUGAAAUCACUGUGAAAAGAAACCAUGUUUAUGUGAGAUUCUUAGCAAUAAAAAUAAAAAUGCUACAUCUGU
Molecule: messenger RNA, 1870 nt
Organism: Oreochromis niloticus (Nile tilapia)
Lineage: Eukaryota; Metazoa; Chordata; Actinopteri; Cichliformes; Cichlidae
Gene: txlnbb
Product: taxilin beta b
Exons: 10
Coding region: 237-1796 (519 amino acids)
Molecular function (GO): syntaxin binding
Source: RefSeq, a predicted model, not a curated record